This is a messenger RNA of Pipistrellus kuhlii (Kuhl's pipistrelle), 2597 nucleotides long. It is a transcript of the gene PARP15, whose product is annotated as poly(ADP-ribose) polymerase family member 15. Bases 580 to 2475 code for a protein of 631 amino acids. Gene Ontology annotation, biological process: negative regulation of gene expression. The transcript is spliced from 11 exons. Gene Ontology annotation, molecular function: NAD+ poly-ADP-ribosyltransferase activity; transcription corepressor activity. The record is from RefSeq and is a predicted model, not a curated record. NCBI's taxonomy places the organism in Eukaryota, Metazoa, Chordata, Mammalia, Chiroptera, Vespertilionidae. Gene Ontology annotation, cellular component: cytoplasm; nucleus.
UCCGACAUGUGCCCUGACUGGGAAUCAAACCAUAACCUCCUGGUUCAUAGGUCGACACUCAACCACUGCGUCUUAUGGGCUGGGCUCAAUUGCAAGUAAUUAAAAUAGGAAAGUAAAGAACCCUGUAGGGUGUGUUAUCAAAUCAGUUACUACUUAUACCCACUGGGGAAAUCAAAGUGAUCCCUAUCUGGGAGACAAGAUUACUUGAAUAGUUUUACACCAGCUCCUGUCAAUCGUUAAUGAGGGCUUGAGGGUGAGGGAGGGCAGCUUAAUUUACUUCCUCUCUGCUACACUGGCAAGCAAAACAGAUGUUGGCACUACAUACAGGAAGUCCUCAGGCAGAAAAUACAGUUGCCAAUAUGAAUAAGGCACCCUUAAGUGGUAAGUCAGGGGAAAUGGAAAGGGUCUGCUAGACUAGGAUUCUUGGGAUAAUAAGUAAAAGAACUCAUUAGAAGUUAGGGUAUUAAAUACAGUUGAUACUCAAACAUUGUGAUAAUAAAUUACUUGCUUUUGAAUCUAAUUAUGAGUUGAGUUAGAGAAGUCUAUGAAAUCUAUAAGUUAUUUUUUAUUUAAAUACCUAUGAAGAAAGUCUUUAGACAGCAUUGUCUGGUAAUGUGUUUUACAUGUGUUUUACUGUUUUCUUCACAGUCAAAAUACCAUGACAACCCAAAUCAAAAGGUAGCCUCAACCAAUACCCAAGAAGGUCUGAAACUCGUGCUGAUAAGUGGAGAUGUUUCAUGUUUCUGUGCCGAUGUCAUUGUCAACACUGUACCCGCGGAUCUUCAGCUUGGAAGGGGAUCACUCUCUCAGUCUCUUUUGUGUAAAGCUGGUCCCAUGCUCCAGACAGAGUUAAAUGCCACCAGGCAGGAAACAGAGGAGAAAGUGGGUAGCAUAUUCAUGACAAGUGGCUGCAAUCUGAACUACAAAGCUGUGCUCCAUGUUGUGGCUCCAGACUGGAAUAAUGGAGCACGAUCUUCUUUGCAGAUAAUGGCAAAUAUAAUCAAGAACUGUUUGAUGACUGUAGAACGGCUAUCUUUCUCAUCAAUUACAUUUCCCAUGAUUGGAACAGGAAAUCUGGGGUUUCCCAAAGCUGUAUUUGCUGAACUAAUCCUUUCAGAAGUGUCCAAAUUUAGUACCAGGGCAUGGCUGAAAACCUUACAAAAAGUUUACUUUCUGGUACAUCUUGAUGAUGAUGAAAGCCGUAAGGCAUUUUUAAAUAAAUUCACUAGAUGGUGGAGUGGAAAUCUCAACAAGGAAAGGAUUAUCAUGGUUGGAAAUACCCAAGGUAUCUUUGGGUCUGUCACUUGCCCUUGGCCCACAGUGUAUGAAAUGAAAAUUGGUGCAAUUACUUUCCAGGUUGCUAUUGGAGAUAUUACAAAAGAAAGUGCAGAUGUUAUUGUAAACUCAACAACAAGGAUGUUUAACCUGAAAUCAGGGGUGUCAAAAGCAAUUUUAGAAGGUGCUGGACCAGCUGUGGAAGAUGAAUGUGCUGCACUAGCGACACAGCCUCACAGAGAUUUUAUAGUUACACAAGGUGGAUUCCUAUCAUGCCAUAUAAUAAUUCAUGUCCUGGGAGGAAAAGAUGUCAGGAAAUCAGUUUCCAGUGUUCUGAAAGAGUGUGAACAGAGGAAGUACACGUCUAUUGCCCUUCCUGCCAUUGGAACAGGAAAUGCUGGGAAAAACCCAAUCAGAGUUGCUGAUGACAUAAUCAAUGCUAUUGUAGACUUCACAUGUGAACAUUCUACUCCAUCAUUAAAAAAAGUUAAAGUUGUCAUCUUUGUAACUGAGCUGCUGAAUGUAUUCUAUGUCAGCAUGAAGAAAAGAGAAGGAAUAGCAACAUCACCUACCUUUCAGUCCACAUUUUCCAAGGCUGCAUAUAAUAUUCCUGAAUACUCGUCUGACAUGAAUCAGCAGCUGUUUCGUGUGAUCCAGCUACAACCUGGACAGCCAGAAUAUGACACUGUGAAGAAUAGAUUCUCUCAGACUUGUUUUUCCUACAGAAUAGAGAAGAUUGAGAGGAUACAGAAUGAAUUUCUCUGGCAGAGCUACCAGGUAAAGAAAAAUCACAUGGACAUCAAGAAUGGCCAUAUAGAUAAUGAGAAAAUCCUCUUCCACGGGACAGAUGCACACUCAGUGCCACAUGUCAAUCAGCACGGCUUCAAUCGCAGUUAUGCUGGGAAGAAUGCUGUAGCCUAUGGAAAAGGAACUUAUUUUGCUGUUGAUGCCAGUUAUUCUGCUAAUGAUAGAUACGCCAGACCAGAUAGCACUGGGAGGAAACAUAUUUAUGUUGUACGAGUACUUACAGGAGUCUAUACACUUGGACGUGAAGGAAUAAUUACGCCUCCACCAAAGAACCCUUACAAUUCUACAGAUCUCUUUGACUCUGUCACAGAUGAUAUACACCAUCCAAAGUUAUUUGUGGUAUUCUUUGAUAAUCAAGCUUACCCUGAAUAUCUCAUAACUUUCAGAUGUUAAAACAUAGGAUUAAAAAAACAACAACACAUACACACAAGAAAACCGCAGAGGUGAUUUGGUCAUCUAUUUAUGAGAACAAUUUAUAGAAUUUUUGUCUUUGCCUAUGGUUUGUUUAAACAUAU